CUAUUUGUCUCCGAUGAACGCUACUCUCUCUCCAAGCACCUCGCCCAAAAUCAAGCGUAAAAUAUCUGUCAAACGACCCCGCGCAGGCUCACAUGUCCCGCCCCUGACUCAGGAAAGCCAUGACGCUGCCCUCCACGCAAUCCGCUCCUACCUCAGAGGCCACACUACCUACGAUUCCUUUCCAGUUAGCUUCCGCAUGAUUGUCCUCGAUGCGAGGCUAGAAGUUAGAAAGGCUCUGCAGUGUCUGUUGUCCAAUGGUGUUGUAUCUGCACCACUCUGGAACAGCGAACAAUCACGCUUUGCGGGCAUGUUCACCGUAUCUGAUAUUAUUCACCUGAUUCAGUACUACUACAAAUCGUCUACCUAUGAGGGUGCUGCUGCCGACGUAGAGACUUUACGGUUAGAGUCACUGCGGGAUAUUGAGAAAGAGCUAGGUGUAGAGCCCCCACCGCUUCUCAGAGAACAUCCAUCCGCCACAUUGUACGAUGCUUCCAAACGGCUCAUACAAACUCAUGCCCGGCGACUGCCCUUGCUCGACAAUGAUUCGGAGACAGGACAUGAAGUCGUUAUUUCGGUGCUAACCCAGUACCGUCUCCUCAAAUUCGUGUCUAUCAACUGUGCCAGGGAAAUAACGCUGUUGCAUAUGCCGUUGCGCAAAUUGGGCAUUGGCACAUAUGUUGCGAAUUGGCGGCCAACCGUCGAGAGUAGCCCGGAUGGAAAUCCCUUCUAUCCUAUAUCCACCGCCAGCAUGACAACCCCGGUGUUCGACGUUGUCCACAUGUUUUCCGAACGGGGCAUCUCUGCCGUUCCUAUAGUGGACGAGAACGGCAUCGUCGUCAAUUUGUACGAGACCGUGGAUGUAAUUACACUCGUGCGUCUCGGAGCAUAUCAGGCACUCGAUCUUACUAUCUCGGAGGCUCUCAAUCAACGCUCUCCAGAUUUCCCUGGAGUUGUCAUAUGUACAGCUUCUGAUUCAUUGGCGACCCUCAUGCAGCUAAUCAAGAAGCGACGAGUGCAUCGCUUGGUGGUCGUUGAAGGCGAGGAAGAAGAGAGGAAAGGCGGAAAGAAGGGUCGUCUUUUGGGUAUCAUCACUCUUAGCGAUGUUCUAAGAUACAUUAUUGGUGAGACUGCGAUUGGCGAGGUGGUCGAACCACCAGAAGAACCCACGCCUGCACGCGUGCCCACACCUCAGGAGAAGCUGGAUGCUCAGGAGCAGGGGCGGUUGCAGGAGCCUUCGGGAGAGGCUCAACAUCAGUCUGAAGCAGAAGCGAGCUAGCACCGUUCACAUUUCGCUUUUCUGCUUCGCGUUUACAGUCUCGGUAUGACUGACAUGUAAUUCUAGUACCCGCAUACGCUGCGAUCGUUGGAUACCACUGUACUCAUAUCAGCUUUUCAUAUGUCGUGUUAUGUUUUGUCGCGCUGUUGGGGAUCUCAAUAUAA
Molecule: messenger RNA, 1440 nt
Organism: Phanerochaete carnosa HHB-10118-sp
Lineage: Eukaryota; Fungi; Basidiomycota; Agaricomycetes; Polyporales; Phanerochaetaceae
Exons: 6
Coding region: 14-1276 (420 amino acids)
Source: RefSeq, a predicted model, not a curated record